ACAGGGACAGAACGGGGCAGCGACGAGAAGGAACCGGCCGGCAAGCAGAGGGAUCGACGAGUACCCGGCGUACGUUUGUGUGGUGCGCGCUGUCCUCGAGAGAUAGUCUCCCAAGUGUCCGCUUCGAGAAACUUGUCCCUCGACGCUUGUUCGCCCGUAUACGAAGCGUUUUCUCGUUUUCGCUGACAGAAAGACCGGUUGCCGGGAUCCUUUUGUGAAAACUAGCCAGGAUGACGAUGGCAACGGAGACAGAGAACACCGGACCGGAGAGCAAGGAGAUUAAGGACGUGAAGGAGAUGAAAGAGGCGAUGAAGGACGAAACCCCGCCGGACAAUAAGCAAGAAGAGAAGGACGCGGCGAAGAAAGAGGAAAGUGGAAAAAAAGAGGAGUCCGCCGACGCCGCGGCGGCUACGCCAUCCUCGGCGCCGACCAAAGCCAUCAACGUGCACAAGACCAACUUCGAGAAGGACGUUGUUUAUCUGUAUCAGUUCUCUCGGACGCCACUUUUGCCCUCCAUCUCGCCGUAUUGUCUCAAAGUGGAGACAUGGUUACGGCUCAACGGCAUCAAGUACGAGAAUGUGGAUCAUAAGAUGAAAUUCCGCUCGAAGAAAGGUGCGUUGCCGUUUGUCGAAUUGAACGGCGAGGAGAUCGCGGACAGCACGAUCAUCCUGCGCGAACUGUGCCAGAAAUUCGGUAAGGACCUUGACGUGAGCCUCACGUCCGAGCAACGAAGCGUUUCCCACGCAAUGAUAUCGAUGAUCGAGAACCACCUCGUUUGGGUGGUCACGUUCUGGCGUACCAAGAAUUUGGAUCAGGUUCUGAAGGGUUACAAGGUGAAUCUGCAGCACGUGCUCGGCACACGCGUCCCCAACGGUAUCCUUAACUUCUUCUUCAAGCUCACGUUCGGCCGCAAGGGUGCAAAGAAAGUGAAGGCACAAGGAAUGGGUGUGCAUACGCCAGAAGAGGCGUACCAGUUCGGUUGCGCGGAUCUCAAAGUUCUGUCUGACGUGCUUGCCGACAAGCCCUUCUUCUUCGGAGAUGAACCGACUGCGUUGGACGUUGUGUCGUUCGCGCACCUAGCUCAGAUCCUGUACAUCGACAAGGACACGCAGUUCAGCCUUCGGGACUACAUGCAGGAAAACUGUCCGAAUCUGGUUGGACACUGCUCGCGUAUGAAGGAGCGAUGCUUCCCGGAUUGGGACGAGAUCUGCUCUACACUUGAAAUGAACACGCAUCUGCCGAAGCCGGAGAAGCCGGAGGAGAAGGAGGGCAAGGAGGACGCGAAGGAAUCGAAGGAGUCGAAAGAGGAAAAAGAGGGCGACAAGGAGAAGGCGGACAAGGAGGAGAAAGAGUUAGAGAAAGACAAGGAGGUCGAUGAGAACAAAGAAAAGGAGAAGGAAGGGAAAUAAGCUGUGUAGAGAGGACACGAAGCAAAAAGUAAAGCCGUUAAAAAAAGAGGGGAAGAGAAGAUAUAAAACUGAAGAAAAUCGAGGGUGUGAUCUGGUGAGAGAGACGAACAUAGAAGAGGUUGAAAUGGGGGAGAGAAGGGACAGGUGUAAGAUCGUGUGCGUGCUUAUGCGAAUGCGUUUGCAUGAAUGUUGCGUGAAUGUUGCGUGAGAGAAAGGGGUGUCGAGAGCAUCAAAAAUAAGGGUCGACGUGUGCGCGAAAGAGAAAGAUUCGAGUGCAAGAAAAAUGAUGGUAAACGGGGGAGGGGGUUACAGGUUUAGAGCUCUCUACUUAUACGUAUAGAUAUUAAUAGACUCAUAAUGUUAAAUACUUCGUUUAUAUACGUUCGUAACACGUUACGCCAUUUAUCAUCGACGAUAUCCCAGCACACCCGGAUCGAAUCGAGAUAUUACAAACUUCUAUUAUCGCAAUCCGACCCAGGGCCCUUUUUCUCCCCGCGAAACAUUAAUACGAUAAGGAAGACGUCGGAUAGAUCAAAGGGAAAUAAGAAUAAUUAAAUAGUAACGAAACGGGGCUAUCUCAUAAGUCAUUAGAUUUAUCGUAGGUUUGCAAUAUAUCGAAUGCAAUAACCUGACGCAUACAGGUGUCUGAGAAAUCUUCUCCGAUCGAACCAGUGGCCAAACCGAAACGCAUCGUACGUCCAUCGUGCGAAUAAAACGUGACGCGAAGAGCCAGUUUUUAAAUUCGCGUAGAACCGAGAGGUCACUUAUGGUUGCGAUGUGUACACGAUGAUACGAGAACGCCCCUGACACUGAUUCAGGGAGAAUGGCGUCUUGCGGUCGCUUCUUUUCACCAUUGGCUCUUACUGUGCAAAAUGAGUUAAGUACCUAGCGUUCCCAGCAACGUGCCCGUAUAUCACAUCGUGAUCUUCGUUUGAUCGUGCUAUUUAGUUACGCUUGUACUUCUAGAAAUGCAAUUUUUCAUUCCCCAUUUACAAUCAGAUUCUAAUCGAAUCGCCAUACAACACUCUCUUCUGAUGCGGUCAAGUACUCGAGCGAUUCUUGAUUAAUCGUUUUUCACGGAGAAAAUAGAUUAGCUGGAUAUUGAAUAUUCGAGCGUAUCAGGAAGAUGAGUGGUGUUUUUAAUCCGUGGUGUAUCGUGAACUUUGUAGACUACUAUUUUUGGAUUUCUUUGUACGAUUCACCCUUUGACCGAUUCGAAUCGGUCGACAACUUUUUAUAAUCCAUUGACAAUGUCGAUAUCGACGAACGAAGAAUCAUCUGCGAUUACGGAUUGACGAUAAAUGAUAUUUACGAUGAUUUGUAUAUUAUUAGGGAUAUAUUUGUAUUGUAUACACGCGGAUGCGAUCCGAGCGAACGGCGCUCGUCGGGGAUGGACGUUGGCGCCGUGUCGUCCUUGUUUCUUCUUUUUCUUUCGUCGAGAUAAACGAAGUGAAAUUCUAACGAAUAGAAAACAGGAAUUACGAAAGGAAACCUGGAAACGUCGACGAACAACGCGUCGAUCAUCUUCUCUCCGGAUUUCCUUUCGGCGCCUCGAGAGAGAAUAGCAGAUAAAAGAAAAAGAAAAACGAACGAAACGCUGUGCUGCCCCGUGUGUUAGUUCAACUUUAUUAAAUGACGUUUUUCUUCGGAUGUGUGAGAAAAAUUUUACAUAACGAAGUAAAAGCAUGAAAAAAAAACAAAAAUACGAAAAAGUGUCUUUCACGCAUCGAAAUGGAGAAAGAAACACAAUCAUACACAGUUACACGCAUACGUACACGAGAUACACGUUACACGCAACAAACAUUGCAUACACGUACAGAAAUUUUGAUGUACAAUGUUAUAUCGAACGGGAAUUGAAUGUUUCUUUUGUACGAGGCCGUCUUUAACAAAAAAGCAUCGGCCGGAAAAAUAAUUCCAGAAGACACAAAAUUAAUAUAAUUAAUAUUUAAGUAGCUUACUAUAAUUAACCGACGAUUACGAUUACAUAAAGAAUAAAAGGAGAAAAACAGAUAAGUAAAAAAAUUAGUGUGUGGAAGCUGUUUAUACCUUAGGACAACGCAUACGUUUACAUCCGUGGUUACAUUAUUAUUAUUAUUAAUUAAUUAAUGAAUUAUAGAUUAUUACGAGUACAGGUAAAAGUAAUAAAUAAUGAAAAUGAUUAGUGACGCGAAUGGAAAUGGAGAAUGAGAUGAUGGAGGAAGAGAGAAAGAGAUAGAGAGGAAGAGAGAAAUAAUAAGGACACUUGGACAUGACCACGAAACGUUGCAAGCACAGUAGGUAGGCACACAUCCAGUACAGUAAGAUUAUUAUAAGAAGAAUAUUAAUAAUAAUUAUAAUAUGACUGCUCGUUUUAUGCUCGGCGCUAUGCAUUUCAUUGUCAUUAUUAUAUCACCAUUUAUUAACGAUAUACAUACGAACAAAUAAAAUGUGUUUAUAAAUAUAAUGUGAUCUUUACGAAA
Ceratina calcarata is the source of this 3868-nucleotide messenger RNA. It is a transcript of the gene fax, whose product is annotated as failed axon connections. Gene Ontology annotation, cellular component: cytoplasm. The record is from RefSeq and is a predicted model, not a curated record. The coding region runs from base 231 to 1409 and encodes 392 amino acids. The transcript is spliced from 4 exons. NCBI's taxonomy places the organism in Eukaryota, Metazoa, Arthropoda, Insecta, Hymenoptera, Apidae.